This is a messenger RNA of Blepharisma stoltei, 420 nucleotides long. NCBI's taxonomy places the organism in Eukaryota, Ciliophora, Heterotrichea, Heterotrichida, Blepharismidae. The record is from the annotation of a GenBank genome assembly.
AUGUCCUCUAUAUGGAAUCUUACCAGUGGGCUGCGCACAGGGUUUUUAAAGAUUGCACCAGCAGGAAGAGAGCUCUAUGGCACUGUAGUUAAGUCUGGUGUAAACAAAAAGACAGUCACAGUUAGAGUGAAUAGAUUUUUUUUCGUCAAAAAGUACAAUAAAACCUAUUCAUGGGCAAGAAGCUUCCAAGUCCACGAUGAAGAAGAGUAUUGCGUGCUAGGGGAUAAAGUUAUUAUUAGAUCUUGCAGGCCAAUGUCGAAAACAAAGCGUUAUUAUGUUAGAAAUAUUGUUGUCAUGAUGCCCAGGCCAUUCACAGGCCAAAAAAUUCAAGGGACAAUAGAAGUCAAUGAAGAGCCAAAAACAGAAGAACCAGAGAUAGCAGAAGAAACAAGCCAAGUAAAAGAAGAGGCAAAAGAAUAA